CUCUCUUUUCUUCUGUCUUGUUCAUGUCGACCAGUCGGGCGCCAAAGCCACGUGUUCCUUUUUAACCCGUGCGCUGAUUACCCUACUUGCCAAGUGAGACCACAAGUAAUUCUUGUGUCCUAACAUCCCAGGGAAACCAUGGGGUUCGUCAAAGUUGUAAAGAACAAGGCCUACUUUAAGAGGUUUCAAGUGAAGUUCAAGCGCAGGCGAGAGGGUAAGACUGACUACUACGCCCGCCGUAGGCUGGUUGUACAGGACAAGAACAAGUACAAUUCCCCCAAGUACCGCAUGAUCGUCCGGAUCACGAACCGCGACAUCAUCUGCCAGGUUGCGUACGCUCGCAUCGAGGGUGACGUGAUCGUGUGCGCCGCUUACGCUCACGAGCUGCCGCAGUACGGCGUCAAGUUAGGCCUAACCAAUUAUGCCGCCGCUUACUGCACGGGUCUGCUGCUGGCGCGCCGCAUGCUUCAGAAGUUCAAGCUCGACGAGAUCUACAAAGGCUGCGAGGAGGCCACGGGCGAGGACUACUGCGUCGAGAGCGAGGACGGGCAGCCAGGCGCCUUCCGCUGCUUCCUCGACGUAGGCCUGGCGCGCACCACGACGGGAGCUCGCAUCUUCGGCUGCCUGAAGGGAGCCGUGGACGGCGGCAUGGACAUCCCGCACAGCAACAAGCGCUUCCCGGGCUACGACAACGAGACAAAGGAGUUCAACGCCGAAGUUCACCGACGUCACAUCUACGGGCAGCACGUGGCUGAAUACAUGAAGGUGCUGCUUGAGGAAGACGAGGAAGCCUACAAGCGCCAGUUCGCGCGCUACAACAAGCUCGGAGUAACGGCCGACGAGAUCGAGGAGAUCUACAAGAAGGCCCACGCCGCCAUCCGCGCCGACCCGACGCACAAGCCCAAGGUUCCGCGCCCCAACGUCGAGAAGAAGAGGUGGAACCGUGCCAAGAUGACCCUGUCCGAGCGCCGGAACAGGGUUGCCCAGAAGAAGGCCUCCUACAUCAAAAAGCUAGAGGCCGGAGACGCCGACUGAAGGGCCAACGGCACGCCAUGGGCGGAAUAAAAGCGGUACUCGUUACCACUACAGUACA
Messenger RNA from Rhipicephalus sanguineus (brown dog tick), 1093 nucleotides. It is a transcript of the gene RpL5, whose product is annotated as 60S ribosomal protein L5-A. The record is from RefSeq and is a predicted model, not a curated record. Gene Ontology annotation, biological process: ribosomal large subunit assembly; translation. Gene Ontology annotation, cellular component: cytosolic large ribosomal subunit; ribosome. Lineage: Eukaryota; Metazoa; Arthropoda; Arachnida; Ixodida; Ixodidae. Bases 139 to 1035 code for a protein of 298 amino acids. Gene Ontology annotation, molecular function: 5S rRNA binding; structural constituent of ribosome. The transcript has a single exon.